Messenger RNA from Rhea pennata, 1308 nucleotides. RefSeq names its product transcription factor EC (gene TFEC). The record is from RefSeq and is a predicted model, not a curated record. Gene Ontology annotation, biological process: regulation of transcription by RNA polymerase II. Bases 1 to 1308 code for a protein of 435 amino acids. The transcript is spliced from 8 exons. Gene Ontology annotation, molecular function: protein dimerization activity; RNA polymerase II cis-regulatory region sequence-specific DNA binding; DNA-binding transcription factor activity, RNA polymerase II-specific. Lineage: Eukaryota; Metazoa; Chordata; Aves; Rheiformes; Rheidae. Gene Ontology annotation, cellular component: nucleus.
AUGCUGCAAGCACUGACUGGACCACAGUUUCAGCUCAGAGGAAAGCUACAGGAUCAAGAGUGGACGGACAAGCACCCUCAAGAACAAGCCCAUGCACAUUAUUCACAGUGUCAUAUACCAGUUUCACAGUAUCCUGGCUUCAAUGGAUUUUUUCCAGUGGGAACAUACUUUUCAUCAGACAAAGCUCCAGCAAUUUCAGAGGUACAAACUCACUUGGAAAAUCAGUCUAGAUACCAUAUACAGCAAAGCCAGAGGCACCAAGUGAAGCAGUACCUGACCCUUGAUACCAAGCUGUCCAGCCAAACGCUCUCCCUGUCCCACUCCCACACAAUCCAGCCUGCAGGUGUUGCUUCCUUAUUAAGAAACGGACAUAUGCCUCCCAUCAGUGACAUUGGCACACCGGAAAGUCCAGUUACCAAGCUGUUGGCCCUUGGAGGAGAACAUGAAAAUGCGAUGGAAGAGGUUAUUGAUGACAUAAUCAAUAUGGAAUCAAGUUUUAAUGAUGAAGGUCCCCUACUAAUGCAAAGAACUCUCUCUAGCAGCAUUUUGGACAUAUAUAGCAGUGACCAGGGAAUGGCACCAGCUAAUAUGGGUCUCACAAAUGCUUCCUGCCCAGCUACUCUACCUGUAAAAAGGGAACUCACAGAAGCAGAUACACGAGCAAUGGCAAAGGAGAGACAAAAAAAGGAUAAUCAUAAUCUCAUUGAGAGAAGAAGGAGGUAUAAUAUUAAUUACCGAAUCAAGGAGCUUGGCACACUCAUCCCCAAAUCUAAUGAUCCUGAUAUGCGCUGGAACAAAGGAACUAUUUUAAAAGCAUCAGUGGAGUACAUCAAGUGGCUACAAAAAGAACAACAGAGAGCCAGAGAAUUAGAGCACAGGCAGAAGAAAUUAGAGCAUGCUAACAGAAGACUUCUGCUUCGAAUUCAGGAAUUAGAGAUACAGGCUCGUGCACACGGUCUUCCUGUCAUGUCUUCGCUCAGUGCUGUAGAUUUAGCUGCUCAGGUCAUCAAGCAACAGUCUUACCCAGAGGAGAACUCUGUAGACUACUCUCAACAAAUGUCUCUGGCACAUGGACCAAAUUCUGAUGUUUGUGAUAGAUCAACAGGCUUUUCCGAUCCACUUUCACACUUCACAGAUUUGUCCUUUAGUGCAGCUUUAAAAGAAGAACAACGGCUAGAGGAAAUUUUACUGGAUGACACAGUAUCACCAUUUGGAACAGACCCGCUCUUGUCUUCCACAUCACCAGCUGCAUCGAAAGAGAGCAGCAGGAGAAGCAGCUUCAGUACCGAUGAUGGAGAGGAUUUAUAA